Messenger RNA from Spirodela intermedia, 1481 nucleotides. NCBI's taxonomy places the organism in Eukaryota, Viridiplantae, Streptophyta, Magnoliopsida, Alismatales, Araceae. The record is from the annotation of a GenBank genome assembly.
AUGCUGGGAAGAGACGUGCCAUCAUUUUGAAAGACUACCACCUGAGGAAACCAGUUUUGGGACAGACGCAGAGACUGAUUGUUCCGCUAAUUAACCAAAACCAAGGCUUAACACUUAUAAUUUACAGUAUUCUCAACAUGACGCAUUUAAUAAAAUGUAUGAGAGCUUCCAUCACUUCACACCGGAAGGAAGGACGCAUCUGCGUCGAGAGUGCUAGGUUUCGUGCCGCAAAGACAAAAAAACGACGCGGCCGAAGAGGCGUUCAAUUAUGCUCCCGAACAACACAAACUUCCCCGCCAUCUCGAUUAUGGGAAACGCAGUACGUUAAAGGCAAUUCCUGAAUCAACCCCGUCCACCUGAUCGAUGGCGGAGCGGACGUCAAACUUCCUCAAGUCGACAGUCUCUGAGCAAGAAUCGGCCCCCUCCACGACGAACUCAUCCACCGCCGCCCCAUCUUCCACCACCUUCAACGGAGCGGACGGCAGAUCCCAGAGAUCGGAGUCCACGUAGCGCCGGUACUCCUCCUGCUCUAGCAUAGGCGGGGCCGACUGCUGGACAACUAGAAUCUCCUCGUCCUCUCCCACGCCGCUGCCGCCGCCCUCCGCGAGAGAAGGCGGAGACGAGGAAUCCACCCCGAUGACGACGGCUAGCUUGUAGAUCGCCAUUCCCGGAAAGGUCCGACAGGAGCACGACUCGGUCGGCGGACUGCUCGGGCAGUCCCAGAACAAAGCAGACUCCUUUCAGUACAAAAGGUGGCUCCUCCUCAAGGCCACGACCAAAAAAGGAUUGGCCGUUGGGGAAAUAGACCCCCCACAAACACGUGGCGGGGUUCGCACAAACGUCAGCCUCGAAUUGCACAUUAUAAUAAUAUUAAUACAUUAAUCAACCAUGGGGAUGAGAGAGGAGAGAGAGAGAGAGAGAGGGUCAGAAAAAAUGCACUCUUUCUUCAAUUGACACCAGAAAAAGAUGCGCUCCCCCGAGAUCCUCGGGGGAAUUACGGCGGGAGUUGGGAGAUAAAUGAAGAAUCUUUAGAGAGAGAGAGGGUCACAAAAAUGCACUCAGUUUCUUCAAUUGAGAGCAGAAAAAGAUCCACUCCCCUGAGAUCCUCGGGGGAACUACGGCGGGAGUUGAGAGAUAAAUGAAGUAUCUUAAGAGAGAGAGAGAGAGAGAGAGAGAGGUGAAAACUGAGCGCCCGUGUGGUGCAGCCAACUGAUGGAGAUCCAGCAGAGGUUGAGCUCGGCAUGUGGAACGUAAAUAGAGAGGAUCCUGGUGACUGAUUACCUCAGGAGGCAGAGACACAGAGAAGAUUUACAAAAUAUGGGAGCCAAACCCACCAUGCAAACUAUGAGCUGUCUAUAUAUAUCAUAGAAGAAGAUCUUGACCAGGGGGAGCCUGCUGGAUCACGUUUAGAGGACCCUCCGCCUCCUCCUUGCGCCUGUGCCUGCGAGGAUGAUUGCUCCUGUGGGACCCUUUGUGGCUGA